This is a messenger RNA of Priapulus caudatus, 906 nucleotides long. RefSeq names its product myocyte-specific enhancer factor 2A-like. The transcript is spliced from 5 exons. Bases 139 to 900 code for a protein of 253 amino acids. The record is from RefSeq and is a predicted model, not a curated record. NCBI's taxonomy places the organism in Eukaryota, Metazoa, Priapulida, Priapulimorpha, Priapulimorphida, Priapulidae.
ACAGCUGCAGCUGCAACAGUACGCGACCGUGAUGCCAGUCACAGUGCCAGUACACAACUCCGAGACGACGUCAAACUCACUCCUGCCACCACACCAGAUGCAGGGCGCACAGUCCACGGCCCCAACUCAGGAGGAGGCAUGCUGACGGAGCUACAGACAGCGAGUCCGAACGGUCACAACGGCUACCAGCAGCAGCCGUCACCCGGCCACAUGUCCGGCAACCGGUCACCCAACAUGGCCGUGCACACGGGACACAGCAUGAGCACGAGUCCCGGCCCGAUCUCCAACACAAACUCGAAUUCGCUGAGCGGCGGCGGCGGCGGCGGCAGCCGGCCGAACUUGAAGGUGGUCAUACCUAGCCCGUCGGGCAGCAACCUGCAUCAGCAGGGGCAGCAACAACAGCAGCAACAGCAGCACAACUCACGGACCUCGAACGCGACGCUGUCCACGCCUGAAGUCUCACUCGCGACGCCCAGCAACCCAGGUCUCCCUGCAUAUCCGUCCGCAUUGCCCUCUACCUUCCAACACAGUGACUUUCAACUGUCCGCAGACCUGACAGGGAUGUCUGGCUUUAACCACGCAGCAGGCAUGCUGUCUGGAUCAUGGUCCACGGGGCCACUGCCGGUCUCAGCCUCUAACCUCAGGUAUGGACAGAGACUCGCGCGGCCUCCUCCGAGUCACCUCGCCAGCGGCGGAGGCGGCGCGUCGCACGUCACCAUCAAGUCCGAGCCGAUGUCGCCGCCGCGCGACAGCCACACUCCGUCUAGUCACCACAGUCUCGUCUCGGGUCACAGCCACCUGUCGCCGCAGGGCUCCAGUUCCGACUCUCAAACGGGUAACGCCGAGUGCGACAGCGGGCAGGCGGCCAAGCGGCAGCGCGUCGACGGGUGGUCAUCGUAGCGUCGC